Messenger RNA from Fukomys damarensis (Damara mole-rat), 4261 nucleotides. It is a transcript of the gene Furin, whose product is annotated as furin, paired basic amino acid cleaving enzyme. Gene Ontology annotation, molecular function: serine-type endopeptidase activity. The record is from RefSeq and is a predicted model, not a curated record. The transcript has 15 exons. NCBI's taxonomy places the organism in Eukaryota, Metazoa, Chordata, Mammalia, Rodentia, Bathyergidae. Bases 305 to 2731 code for a protein of 808 amino acids. Gene Ontology annotation, biological process: peptide hormone processing. Gene Ontology annotation, cellular component: Golgi membrane; trans-Golgi network.
CUGUCUGUCUGGCUGCCCUUGGAGACACUGAUUCCUUCUGGGGAGGACUCGUCUUGUUCUGUCGGGUUAGGAAGGGCAGGCUUAGUUCAUGGCUUCAGAAGGACUGACUGGCUGGCUCCCCUUUCUCUCCUUGUUCCUCACAGAGCCGGCAGCCCUCAUCCUUCCUGCUAGCCCUGCCCAUCUCAGCCCCAUGCCCCCGCCAGUCAGCCCCGGGCUACAGGCGUUGAGCAGCAGACACUCAGGAGCUGAGGCCCUGUGACCAGGCCAGGGAGGGAGGAGCUCCACAGUCGGCCACCUGCCCCCCAUGGAGCUGAGGCCCUGGUUGCUAUGGGUGGUAGCAGCAGCAGGAGCCUUAGUCCUGCUGGCCGCUGAUGCCCGUGGUCAGAAGAUCUUUACCAACACGUGGGCUGUGCACAUCCCUGGAGGCCUGGCCGUGGCUGAUAGCGUGGCCCGAAAGCAUGGGUUCCACAACCUGGGCCAGAUCUUUGGCGACUAUUACCACUUCUGGCAUAGAGCAGUGACAAAGCGGUCCCUGUCGCCUCACCGCCCUCGGCACAGCCGUCUGCAGAGGGAGCCUCAAGUAAGGUGGCUAGAGCAGCAGGUGGCAAAGCGCCGGACCAAACGGGACAUAUACCAGGAGCCCACGGACCCCAAGUUUCCCCAGCAGUGGUACCUGUCUGGUGUCACUCAGCGGGACCUGAAUGUAAAGGAAGCCUGGGCUCAGGGCUAUACGGGGCGUGGCAUUGUGGUCUCCAUCCUGGACGACGGCAUUGAGAAGAACCACCCAGACUUGGCAGGCAACUAUGAUCCUGGAGCCAGUUUUGAUGUCAACGACCAAGACCCCGACCCCCAGCCCCGGUACACACAGAUGAACGACAACAGGCAUGGUACACGAUGUGCGGGUGAAGUGGCUGCUGUGGCCAACAACGGUGUCUGUGGUGUGGGUGUGGCCUACAAUGCCCACAUUGGAGGGGUGCGCAUGCUGGACGGCGAGGUGACCGACGCAGUGGAGGCACGCUCACUGGGCCUGAACCCCAACCACAUCCACAUCUACAGUGCCAGCUGGGGCCCCGAGGACGAUGGCAAGACAGUGGACGGGCCAGCCCGCCUGGCUGAGGAGGCCUUUUUCCGAGGGGUUAGCCAGGGCCGUGGUGGGCUGGGCUCCAUCUUUGUCUGGGCCUCAGGGAAUGGGGGCCGGGAACAUGACAGCUGCAACUGUGAUGGCUACACCAACAGCAUCUACACACUGUCCAUCAGCAGUGCCACGCAGUUUGGCAACGUGCCCUGGUACAGUGAGGCCUGCUCAUCCACGCUGGCCACUACCUACAGCAGCGGCAACCAGAAUGAGAAGCAGAUCGUGACAACUGACUUGCGGCAGAAGUGCACAGAGUCUCACACAGGCACCUCAGCCUCUGCUCCCUUGGCAGCUGGCAUCAUCGCUCUCACCCUGGAGGCCAAUAAGAACCUCACCUGGCGGGAUAUGCAGCACCUGGUGGUCCGGACCUCAAAGCCAGCGCAUCUCAAUGCCAAUGAUUGGGCCACCAAUGGCGUGGGCCGGAAAGUGAGCCACUCCUAUGGCUAUGGGCUCUUGGAUGCAGGUGCCAUGGUGGCCCUGGCCCAGAACUGGACCACAGUUGCCCCCCAGCGGAAGUGCAUCAUUGAAAUCCUCACUGAGCCCAGGCCCAGUGACUCGGCAUCAUGGUGCUCUCUGCACAGGGACAUUGGCAAGCGGCUGGAGGUGCGCAAGACAGUGACUGCUUGCCUGGGCGAGCCCACCCAUAUCACCAGGCUGGAACAUGCUCAGGCGCGCCUCACCCUGUCCUAUAACCGCCGCGGCGACCUGGCCAUCCACCUGGUCAGCCCCAUGGGCACCCGCUCUACCCUUCUGGCUGCAAGGCCACAUGACUACUCUGCAGAUGGGUUUAAUGACUGGGCCUUCAUGACAACCCAUUCUUGGGAUGAGGACCCGUCUGGCGAAUGGGUCCUGGAGAUUGAAAACACCAGCGAAGCCAACAACUAUGGGACGCUGACCAAGUUCACUCUCAUACUAUACGGCACAGCCCCUGAGGGGCUCCCUACACCUCUGGAGAGCAGCGGCUGCAAGACCCUCACAUCCAGCCAGGCCUGCGUCGUGUGUGAAGAAGGGUUCUCCCUGCACCAGAAAAGCUGCAUCCAGCACUGCCCACCAGGCUUCACCCCCCAAGUCCUCGACACCCACUACAGCACCGAGAAUGACGUUGAGACCAUUCGGGCCAGCGUCUGUGCCCCCUGCCACGCCUCCUGUGCCACAUGCCAGGGCCCAGCCCCCACAGAUUGCCUCAGCUGCCCCAGCCAUGCCUCCCUGGACCCUGUGGAGCGAAUGUGCUCCCGGCAGAGCCAGAGCAGCCGAGAGUCCCCGCCAGAGCAGCCGCCACCGCCCCCAGGGCUGACCCCAGAGGUGGAGGCUGAGCCACGGCUGCAGGCUGGGCUGCUGCCCUCCCACCUGCCCGAGGUGGUAGCUGGCCUCAGUUGCGCCUUCAUCGUGCUGGUCUUUGUCACUGUCUUCCUGGUCCUGCAGCUGCGCUCAGGCUUCAGCUUCCGGGGGGUGAAGGUGUACACCAUGGACCGGGGCCUCAUCUCCUACAAGGGGCUACCCCCUGAGGCCUGGCAGGAGGAAUGCCCAUCCGACUCAGAAGAGGACGAGGGCCGGGGCGAGAGGACCGCCUUUAUCAAAGACCAGAGCGCCCUUUGAUGAGCCCGCUGCCGCCCUCCUCAAGCCCAUCCCCUCCUUGGGCACUUUUUAAUUCACCAAAGUAUUUUUUUAUCUUGGGACUGGGUUUGAACCCCAGCUGGGAGGCAAGAGGGGCAGAGACUGCUUCCCACCCACCUUGGAGCCCACCUGGCUGCUGAACUGGGGCCCAGGUCAGCUGGGGAGGGCGGGCAGGAGGGCCUCUCACCCCUCACCCUCACAGGAGGAUGGAGCCACACCUGGGAGGCAGCUGGCUGAGGCUGAGGCUGAGGCUGAGGCUGAGGCAUGCAGAGUCCCUUUGGAGGGAGGGGCUAGCCCUUCUUCGGGUCCCACACCCAGCUGCAAUGCGUGCUCCUUCCUGUCCCUCUAAAGCAAUAAUGGUCCCAUCCAGGCAGUAGGGUGGUUGGCCUAGGAGGGAUUUGCAGGAGGCGGCCACUUCUCCAAGGGCUUUGCAUCCCCAACCCUGUCCCAUACCUCUGGUGACCCUCAGCAGAAGUGCGAUCACAGGAAGGGACCAAGGCAGGCAGGUGCUUCCAGGUGUGCUCGGGUGGCAUCCCAUCCCUCUGUCUGCCUCUGUGCCGCAUCCUCCAUUGGGCCAGGCCAAGCUGGGGAGGCCCAAGAUGGUAUCCUGACCACCCUGUCCUCUCUCGCACCUUCCCCUCCCACCAGGGCCCAAGCCCCUGUUUUCUGAGCCCCGGGCCACCUGGGCUGUUGGCAUUCACAGUCCCAGAGCCCCUGGGUGGGUGGUGGGGAGGGACAGUGGCCCAGCCGGCCUCUCCCGCCUCCCACCCAAUGCUGCUUUCCCCUGUGGGGAUCUCAGGAGCUGUUUGAGGAUAUAUUUUCACUUUGUGAUGAUUUCACUUUAGAUGCUGAUGAUUUUGUUUUUUGUAUUUGUAAUGGGGGUAGCAGCUGGACCUCUCACCCUGCUGCCUACGCUGCUGUCCCCUGGCUGCCCAGCCCUGAGGCAGAGGAGGCUGCAGUGUGUGGCUGAGGAGUGAGGAGUAGCUGAGCCCCAAGUCCUGAAGGGGCAGGCCAGCUUUGCAGGCUCGAGGAAAGGGGGUCAUGGCAGGAGGGGCAGGCGGACAUCUGUGUUUCAAAUGGGGCUUGUGGCAAGGGCUUGUGGGUCACCGAUUCUCCAAGUCCAGGGGUGGCCAGGGGGUGGCACCAAGCCCCCUCCAACACUGUGCCCUGAUGGAGAAAGCACUGACCUGCUAUGCCCCCCCCAAACCCCUCUUCUGACGUGCCUUUUGCACCCCUCCCAUUAGGACAAUCAGUCCCCUCCCCCUGGAGCACCCUUUUCUUUCCUCUAGUCCUUUGGGGUCCCCAGUCACCUGCCCACGGGUGCUCCCUCCUCUUCCAUACCCCUUUUGUGGCCAGCCCGGCUGUUUUUGUAAGAUACUGGGUUGGUGCACAGUGAUUUUUUUUUUUUUCCUUGUAAUUUAAACAGGCCCAGCAUUGUUGGUUCUAUUUAAUGGACAUGAGAUAAUGUUAGAGGUUUUAAAGUGAUUAAACGUGCAGACUAUGCAAACCAGG